Molecule: messenger RNA, 537 nt
Organism: Parnassius apollo (apollo)
Lineage: Eukaryota; Metazoa; Arthropoda; Insecta; Lepidoptera; Papilionidae
Source: the annotation of a GenBank genome assembly
AUGCAUCGUCUUUUUGCUGAGCUGAAGCCAUCUUUAACCGUCACAGAGCAAAACCUGGCAGACCGAGUUCGGUAUAUCUUGCGCUCAAAUAUAUUUGAUGUCGCCGAACUCGAACGGCUACGACGUGAGGCUGUUCCCUCGUCGGAUGAGAAUGCUACGGCUGAGGAUGCGGCGCCACAAAUGGUAGAGCAACCCGCAAACGUGGAUGCCGCCGUGAAUACCCCAGUUGUGGUUGAUUCAAGCGAUGAUGGAACAGUCACCCAGGAACUGGAAUUAGAGCAUAUGAGGAGUACAUUGGAAGAGGCGAUUGUGGAAACGCGCAGUACGCCUCUCGAAAAUCGACCGCGACUUCCCCCGCAUAGCCCUAAGCAAGCGGAAUCGGGCUGUCGUGAGGGCUCUGAACCCAAUGCUGGUGACCUAUUUGGAAGCCAGCCGGGACCUUUGCGAGACGGACUCAAUUCUUUUUGGCGCCGCGCUGGCAGUCUGCCGUAUCAUAGGCGCCAAGGUUUCCACGGCUGGACGCGCUACUGGCCAUAG